Molecule: messenger RNA, 1453 nt
Organism: Amphimedon queenslandica
Lineage: Eukaryota; Metazoa; Porifera; Demospongiae; Haplosclerida; Niphatidae
Product: mediator of RNA polymerase II transcription subunit 17-like
Exons: 10
Coding region: 256-1332 (358 amino acids)
Biological process (GO): regulation of transcription by RNA polymerase II
Cellular component (GO): mediator complex; core mediator complex
Molecular function (GO): transcription coregulator activity
Source: RefSeq, a predicted model, not a curated record
UCUCUCCAAGUCAUUUUUGAUGAAUCUUUACUAUCAUUAUUUAUUGCAGCUGGUUCAAUAUAUGCUCAGUCAGUUCAGUUUGAGGUUCAUAAAGGAAUUGAAGGUACUAAUGAUAUACUGUCAGUAGUGGUACCUCAAGAAUUAAGAGGAAGGAGUGAAGUAGUUAUAUUCCUAGCAGACAGACCUAUUAAAGAGGUUGUUUCUCUUGAUUCUUUGUUGCCGUCUUGUUUCAUUGAGCUUCAUAAGCAACAGUUGAUGUUAGCUCCAUGGGAGCAGAUACUUAAAUCAGCUCAAAAUGUGCUCUUCAAUGAAGAGCUGUUUGCACAGUUAGCAAAGGAAGCUUUUGAUCAGCGGUCUAGCCUUCAAGGUGAAGUGCUUACUGACAGAAUCAAUAUACCAUUGACUACUAAGGUUUGGCUCUCUGUUUUAUUAGUGAGGGAAUAUGAUAGAGACAAGAAGAAUGAUAAGGCUCCUCCUCCUGAUUCCCUCCCUUCUCCUAACUGGGAGCUAACCGUCUCUUUCAAACAAUUACUGAGAGCCAAUCAUCAGUAUAUUGCCAUGCCACGCCCACCACGCCCCUCAAACGCCAGACCGUACAUCAGUCAGGAGAUGAGGGAGGCUGGAGCAUCAGCUUACAGUACAGCUGCUUUGAAACAACUAGAAUAUGAUUACUCAAUUUUUAACAAGCUUCUUAAAAUGGCAAGACACAUUGAUGCCCAAGGAAAGGUUCAUAAUUGGUUGACUGAGCUCUCUAAAGCCAGUAUUGAUCCAAUACUGACGGUAGUUCUUAUUCCGUCUCUCUCCCUCACUUCAACAACAUUUGCUGUAGCUUAUACGAGCCACUCUGUCCCUUACAAUUGGAGGCUUGAUAUAACGCUAAGUGAUGGUGUCAUCACCUGGACUCAGAAACCAGACGGACAGCUAAUGUCGGUACCAGUUGAUAAGGAAAGACUAUUAGGAGCUCUGAAACGCCAAGCUGUCCUGUACAUUUUAAAGGCGAUAGACCAAAUAGCAUUUGGCAAGAAAUGGUGCAAGCUACUAGAGUCCACUCUACCUAAUCCAUCACUGAUACUCAUGAAGCAAAAACUACUAACAUCCCUUGCCUCUAGCAUACUGAUUGAAUCACCAAAAGGAACAAGGUUGGAGCUACUAAUAGAGUAUGGUCAAGUUAUAGCUAGUAUUAGCACUGCUACUCAUUCUCUUACUGAGGAAGAUAUUGAUACAGAGCAUAGACCCAGUCAACAGUCGAAUAUCAUUACACUCUCAGCUGCUAGUAACAGCGGAGCUGGUUUAUUGAGUGGUGUUAUUAAACUGAUGGAGUCACUGAACUGAGCAACGAUCAUGUAUUGAUUAGUUUCUCAUUUUGUGUUUUUAAAAAACUUUGCUGUAGAAUGACAGCUUUGUAAUGCUUGAAAAUUUAGUUUCAUGACAAAGUUGACUGAUUUCAUUAGUA